This is a messenger RNA of Closterium sp. NIES-65, 5877 nucleotides long. Lineage: Eukaryota; Viridiplantae; Streptophyta; Zygnematophyceae; Desmidiales; Closteriaceae. The record is from the annotation of a GenBank genome assembly.
AUGGGCGGGGAGGCGAGAGGAGGAGAGGGAGGAGAGGGAGGAGAGGUGUCCCAGCCGCUGAUGGAUCAGCACGGCAAUGUCCUCCUAUUUAACGGUGAGAUAUUCGGCGGGCUGCCCGGCCUUCAACCAGAGCAGAACGAUGCGCAGUGCCUUCUCUCCGCCCUCUCCUCCUGCUGCUCCUUCCGCUGCCCCACCCCACGUGCCCUUGACACAACCACCAGUGCGGCAAGCAUCAAGAAUGGUCAUAACAGUGCUACCACCACUAUCAGUCAACCCCAUAUCAGCAGCAGCAACAUCCCAUCAGUUCCUUCCAUCUCCUUCUCACAACCUUCCUCCUCCUCUCCUCCCUCCGCCCAUCCUGACCAGCCAUCCUCCCCUCUCUCCGCCCGUCCAGCCCCCCCCUGCGCCCACCCCCACUCCGUCCCCCGCCUGCUCUCCUCUCUCCGCGGCCCCUUCGCGCUGGCCUAUUGGCAGGCGACAGCUGGCACGCUCUGGUUGGCCCGCGACUUCAUGGGGCGGCGCAGCCUGCUGUUCCACGGGCCUUGCGUUGAGGGGAAUGGGGAGGAGGGGAGAAGGGGGAAGGAAAGAAAGGAGGAGGGUAGAGGGGAGGAGGGAAGGGGAGGGCUGAGCACUUUUGUGGUCAGCAGCGUGUGCCCCUCGCCUCUUCCUCUCGGUCUCUUGAGUGGCGAGAGAGCAAAGAGUGAAGGGCGGACAAGGGAGGGGUCGCUAGGAACUUUGGCUUCUUGCGAGUCGACUCAACAAUCCAAUCCGGAGAGAGCAGAAAUUGACGCGCGGACAGAGGAGGGGGCGUUGGAUAGAGCAGAGCGGGCAGGAGAGGGGAGAGUAGAGAGAUUAGUGAGGGCGAGGGAGGACGAGUGGAAGUGGUUCCGGCAUGAGUGGGAGGAUGAAACCGUCCAGCGACUGCUGACGUGGCAGCGCCCAAUGGCAGCUGACGUGGCAAACCGAGGUGCUGAGCUGGCAUCAGAUGGCUCUGAGGUGGCGUACUCCGGUAUUGAGCUGGCAGCAAGUGAUGCGGCUGACUCAGCAGCAGAUGCUGUGCUGGCCGCACUGGAUAGAGCGGUGGGGAUUCGUGUGACGCAUAUUCGAGAGGAAAGGCACAUUGGAAAAGGUAUACCCAUUGGCCCACUGGACGGACAUGGAGCAUCGGCAGCACCAGUGGGGGCGUGUGUGCGCAGGGAAGAAGAGGCCGCACCACUGGCAGCACCAGAAGCAGCAGCAGAUGUAGCAGCGGUGGCAGGAGAUGCGUGCAGGGCGGAGGAGCUGGUAGCAGCAGAGGCAGCAGAGGCAGCAGCAGCAGGACAUGCGUGCAGAGAAAAAGAGGAGCAAGUGGCACCAGUGGUGGUGCUGUUCUCAGGGGGACUCGACUCCAUGCUGCUGGCGGCCCUGGCUCACCGCCAUGUGCCCAUCCACCGUGAGUGCAUGCGUGCGUGCGUGGGUGCGUGCAUGGGUGCGUGCGUGGGUGCGUGCGUGGGUGCGUGCGUGGGUGCGUGCGUGGGUGCGUGCGUGGGUGCGUGCGUGGGUGCGUGCAUGGGUGCGUGCGUGGGUGCGUGCGUGGGUGCGUGCGUGGGUGCGUGCGUGGGUGCGUGCGUGGGUGCGUGCGUGGGUGCGUGCGUGGGUGCGUGCGUGGGUGCGUGCGUGGGUGCGUGCGUGGGUGCGUGCGUGGGUGCGUGCGUGGGUGCGUGCGUGGGUGCGUGCGUGGGUGCGUGCGUGGGUGCGUGCAUGGGUGCGUACGUGCAUGGGUGCGUGCGUGGAUGCGUGCAUGGGUGCGUGCAUGGGUGCGUGCGUGGGUGCGUGCGUGGGUGCGUGCAUGGGUGCGUGCAUGCGUGCGUGCAUGGGUGCGUGCAUGGGUGCGUGCAUGGGUGCGUGCAUGGGUACGUGCAUGGGUGCGUGCAUGGGUGCGUGCAUGGGUGCGUGCAUGGGUACGUGCAUGGGUGCGUGCAUGGGUGCGUGCAUGGGUGCGUGCAUGGGUACGUGCAUGGGUGCGUGCAUGGGUGCGUGCAUGGGUGCGUGCGUAGGUACGUGCAUGGGUGCGUGCGUGGAUGCGUGCAUGGGUGCGUGCAUGCGUGCGUGCGUGGGUGCGUGCGUGGGUGCGUGCGUGGGUGCGUGCGUGGGUGCGUGCGUGGGUGCGUGCGUGGGUGCGUGCGUGGGUGCGUGCAUGGGUGCGUGCGUGGGUGCGUACAUGGGUGCGUGCAUGGGUGCGUGCAUGGGUACGUGCAUGGGUGCGUGCAUGGGUGCGUGCAUGGGUGCGUGCAUGGGUACGUGCGUAGGUAUGUGCAUGGGUGCGUGCGUGGAUGCGUGCAUGGGUGCGUGCAUGGGUGCGUGCGUGGGUGCGUGCGUGGGUGCGUGCAUGGGUGCGUGCAUGCGUGCGUGCAUGGGUGCGUGCAUGGGUGCGUGCAUGGGUGCGUGCAUGGGUACGUGCAUGGGUGCGUGCAUGGGUGCGUGCAUGGGUGCGUGCAUGGGUACGUGCAUGGGUGCGUGCAUGGGUGCGUGCAUGGGUGCGUGCAUGGGUACGUGCAUGGGUGCGUGCAUGGGUGCGUGCAUGGGUGCGUGCGUAGGUACGUGCAUGGGUGCGUGCGUGGAUGCGUGCAUGGGUGCGUGCAUGCGUGCGUGCGUGGGUGCGUGCGUGGGUGCGUGCGUGGGUGCGUGCAUGGGUGCGUGCGUGGGUGCGUACAUGGGUGCGUGCAUGGGUGCGUGCAUGGGUACGUGCAUGGGUGCGUGCAUGGGUGCGUGCAUGGGUGCGUGCAUGGGUACGUGCGUAGGUACGUGCAUGGGUGCGUGCGUGGAUGCGUGCAUGGGUGCGUGCAUGGGUGCGUGCGUGGGUGCGUGCGUGGGUGCGUGCAUGGGUGCGUGCAUGCGUGCGUGCAUGGGUGCGUGCAUGGGUGCGUGCAUGGGUGCGUGCAUGGGUACGUGCAUGGGUGCGUGCAUGGGUGCGUGCAUGGGUGCGUGCAUGGGUACGUGCAUGGGUGCGUGCAUGGGUGCGUGCAUGGGUGCGUGCAUGGGUACGUGCAUGGGUGCGUGCAUGGGUGCGUGCAUGGGUGCGUGCGUAGGUACGUGCAUGGGUGCGUGCGUGGAUGCGUGCAUGGGUGCGUGCAUGGGUGCGUGCGUGGGUGCGUGCGUGGGUGCGUGCAUGGGUGCGUGCAUGCGUGCGUGCGUGGGUGCGUGCGUGGGUGCGUGCGUGGGUGCGUGCGUGGGUGCAUGCGUGGGUGCGUGCGUGGGUGCGUGCGUGGGUGCGUGCAUGAGUGCGUGCAUGGGUGCGUGCAUGGGUGCGUGCGUGGGUGCGUGCAUGGGUGCGUGCAUGGGUGCGUGCAUGGGUGCGUGCAUGGGUGCGUACAUGGGUGCGUGCAUGGGUGCGUGCAUGGGUACGUGCAUGGGUGCGUGCAUGGGUGCGUGCAUGGGUGCGUGCAUGGGUACGUGCAUGGGUGCGUGCAUGGGUGCGUGCAUGGGUGCGUGCAUGGGUACGUGCAUGGGUGCGUGCAUGGGUGCGUGCAUGGGUGCGUGCAUGGGUGCGUGCGUGGGUGCGUGCGUGGAUGCGUGCAUGGGUGCGUGCAUGGGUGCGUGCGUGGGUGCGUGCGUGGGUGCGUGCAUGGGUGCGUGCAUGCGUGCGUGCGUGGGUGCGUGCGUGGGUGCGUGCGUGGGUGCGUGCGUGGGUGCAUGCGUGGGUGCGUGCGUGGGUGCGUGCGUGGGUGCGUGCAUGGGUGCGUGCAUGGGUGCGUGCAUGGGUGCGUGCGUGGGUGCGUGCAUGGGUGCGUGCAUGGGUGCGUGCAUGGGUGCGUGCAUGGGUGUGUGCAUGGGUGCGUGCAUGGGUGCGUGCCUGGGUGUGUGCAUGGGUACGUGCAUGGGUGCGUGCAUGGGUGCGUGCGUGGGUGCGUGCGUGGGUGCGUGCGUGGGUGCGUGCAUGGGUGCGUGCAUGGGUGCGUGCAUGGGUGUGUGCAUGGGUGCGUGCAUGGGUGCGUGCCUGGGUGCGUGCAUGGGUACGUGCAUGGGUGCGUGCGUGGGUGCGUGCGUGGGUGCGUGCGUGGGUGCGUGCGUGGGUGCGUGCAUGGGUGCGUGCAUGGGUGCGUGCAUGGGUGCGUGCGUGGGUGCGUGCGUGGGUGCGUGCAUGGGUGCGUGCGUGGGUGCGUGCAUGGGUGCGUGCGUGGGUGCGUGCAUGGAUGCGUGCAUGGGUGCGUGCAUGGGUGCGUGUGUGGGUGCGUGUAUGGGUGCGUGCAUGGGUGCGUGCGUGGGUGCGUGCGUGGGUGCGUGCAUGGGUGCGUGCGUGGGUGCGGGCAUGGGUGCGUGCGUGGGUGCGUGCAUGCGUGCGUGCAUGCGUGCGUGCGUGGUGCGGGCAUGGGUGCGUGCGUGGGUGCGUGCAUGCGUGCGUGCGUGGUGCGUGCGUGGGUGCGUGCGUGGGUUCGUGCAUGGGUGCGUGCAUGGGUGCGUGUGUGGGUGCGUGCGUGGAUGCGUGCGUGGGUGCGUGCGUGGGUGCGUGCGUGGGUGCGUGCGUGGGUGCGUGCGUGGGUGCGUGCGUGGGUGCGUGCGUGGGUGGGUGCUGGGGUGCGUGCAUGGGUGCGUGCAUGGGUGCGUGCGUGGGUGCGUGCGUGGGUGCUUGCGUGGGUGCGUGCGUGGAUGCGUGCAUGGAUGCGUGCAUGGGUGCGUGCAUGGGUGCGUGCAUGGGUGCGUGCAUGGAUGCGUGCAUGGGUGCGUGCAUGGGUGCGUGCAUGGGUGCGUGCAUGGGUGCGUGCGUGGGUGCGUGCGUGGGUGCGUGCAUGGGUGCGUGCAUGGGUGCGUGCAUGGGUGUGUGCGUGGGUGUGUGCAUGGGUGCGUGCGUGGAUGCGUGCAUGGGUGCGUGCAUGGGUGCGUGCGUGGGUGCGUGCAUGGGUGCGUGCGUGGGUGCGUGCAUGGGUGCGUGCAUGCGCGUGUGCGUGGAGCGUGCGUGGGUGCGUGCGUGGGUGCGUGCAUGGGUGCGUGCAUGGGUGCGUGCAUGGAUGCGUGCAUGGGUGCGUGCAUUGGUGCGUGCGCGCAUGUGCAUGGGCCCACCGCCACGUGCCCAUCCACCGACCCAUCGAGCUGCUGAAUGUGAGCUUUGCCGGGGCAGCAGCACCGGACAGGCAGACAGCGAGGAUGGGAGUGAGGGAGCUGGUGCGAGCAUGCGAGGGGAGGAGGUGGCAUCUGGUGCAGGUGGAUUUGAGUCUUCCGCUGCUGGAACCUGACUUCUCUAUCAGCCCCUUUUCCGUUUACUUGCGGUGCAGGUGGCAUCUGGUGGAGGUGGAUUCGACCCUCUCAGAAGUGGAUCAAGUCAAAACGCACCUGCUCUCCCUGCUCUGCCCAUCCCACACGCACAUGGACCUCAACAUUGGUGCGGCACUGUGGCUUGCUGCUAGAGGGGAGGGCAGGAUGAUACGCUAUGGGGGGGAGGGGGAAGGCGAUGGGGAAGAGGAGGAAGAGGUGUGCAGAGCUGUGAUGGGGAGUGCGGAGGUGUACAGAGCACAUGCGCGGGUGGUGUUCGUGGGGACGGGUGCAGAUGAACACUGGCCAUCCUUGGAGAGCGAGAUGAGGGACGACGUGCAGCGCCUGGGGCGCCGCAACCUUGGACGGGACGACCGCUGGCCAUCUCUGGAGAGUGAGAUGAGGGACGACGUGCAGCGCCUGUGGCGGCGCAACCUGGGCCGGGACGACCGGUGCCUCUCGGACCACGGGAGAGAGCCACGCUUCCCCUUUUUGGACGAGGGAGUGAUGAGCGCGCUGCUGGCCCUCCCUCUGCCUCGCAUCGCCAACCUGCACCUCCCUCCGGGCACAGGAGACAAGCUCAUACUGCGGCAGAUUGCUCGCAAGCUGGGUCUGACAGGAGCUGCUGCAUUGCCCAAACGAGCCAUUCAG